UUUCUACUCGUGAUGACGCUAGCUAGCUUUGUAGUUCUGUAUCGUUUUGUAGUAUUUCGCUGCUUUUUAUCCAGGUUUUGCCACUUGUGGAAAUACCUCAAAUAAAUCCUCCAUGUCUGAAAAGCACAGGGCACUACCGCCAUGGAUGUCAAAGAAGGACAAGGACAAAGACAAAGUGAAAGAACCGUUAAAGUCUAAGAGGAAGCCGAAAGUAGCGAGGUCUGUUUUCUACUGUAUGAACGAGAAGGAGCUAGUAGAAGCUGCAGUGUCGUACCUUCUCACCAGCCGUACACAGACUGACCCCAAAACUACAGCCCAGACUGAGCAAGAUAGAGGGGAUCCUGGCUCUAAACAGGACCCAGCAGCAGAGGUAUCACUGGAGUCCUCAGACAGCGGAGAUGACCAGGACAGGACUUAUGUGUCCGAAUCAGACAUGGACAUUACAGAGGCGGAGACGUUGCCAUACCCCAUGAGCACAGAGGGUAACAAGGGAAGGGAAGUGCAGGACUGUAAGGAGGAAGGACAAAAUGUAAACAAAGAUGGAGUCUCACAGGCUGCGACUAAAGAUGAUAAGAAAGAGGAUGAUGCAUUCCAACUGGUGCGGGAAAUUUUCUUCACCUGAAUCUUGGACUGUUCAGAAGGACAACCAUAUUGCUAAACUUUGGCACUAAAAUUGUUUGUACCUGUUUUUGAAUAAGUUUUAAAUAUAUGUAGAGGGGUAUCAGUCUGGUCACCUCUCCCUUGAGGCUCAAACACAUCUGUCCAAUCAGAUAUGGUGGGGUUUUUUUCAGUGAAGCUGAAAUGAAGAACCACAUUGGUUGUAUUUCUCUCACUUCAGAUUUUAGUGCUUAAGAUUUAGUUUAGUGCUUCUCUCUUUGAUUCUGGAGUAAACCAAAAUGAUUUUCAGACCCCUGUGAUAUAGUUUUCCUUUCUAUUAUAAACAUAAGCAACCAUAUUUGUUUUGAUAAAGACAGAUCAUGCGUGUCCCUGAUUGACAAAUUCACCUGUCAGUCUUGUCUAUUUGACCUCGGCGGAGAUUCACUAGUGACCAGACUCACAUUUUUGUAAAGUGUUAGAGAAGUGUGUAUUCUGGAUCUCAAGCAACUAUAAGGCAGUUUUUGAAUGUUGUGUGCACUAAUGCUGCAUUUACAAUAAUAACACAUUUUCCAUAAAGUUUUAAUUUUUAUGUGUGAUAAAGAGACAAAUUCCAGAGUAA
Messenger RNA from Boleophthalmus pectinirostris (great blue-spotted mudskipper), 1216 nucleotides. RefSeq lists its product as uncharacterized. Gene Ontology annotation, biological process: negative regulation of double-strand break repair via nonhomologous end joining. The transcript is spliced from 3 exons. NCBI's taxonomy places the organism in Eukaryota, Metazoa, Chordata, Actinopteri, Gobiiformes, Gobiidae. Bases 113 to 622 code for a protein of 169 amino acids. The record is from RefSeq and is a predicted model, not a curated record.